AUGUCUCCUAUCGAGAGCAGUACUACCACAGAUAGCCAAGGCUGCGGAGCUGAAAGUGUGAUCUUUGCGGCCAGCACCUACAGCACUCGUUGCUCAUCCGUCUCAGGAGCAACGGAAAAAAAGAGAAAACAAGAUGAUUCCAACCAGAAUAUCUAUUGCCAUGAUCCAAGGACCAAGCUCCAAAAGCUCCAGGAAAAAGUAAAAGUCCAUCAAAAGUUCACACAGGAAUCUGUCGAAACGCAAAAGGACAGUACCACAAAUUUGCCUUUGGGUGCAGCCUCAACAUUGGGGAACUCAAACUUGCAAUCGUCACCGACAACGCAAAAUGAUGCUGUCUUAGGCACCAGCUUUUUUAUGACACCGCCAGAGUCCUUCGACACAGAUUGCUUAUCCUCUGGUGCUCGGAUGCCACACCAAGAUGACAUUCUUAAUUCGUUUCAAUCGCCCGCAACGUUCACGAACGCCACGCCGAUUCCUUCGUGGGAUGCACUUGAAGACCUGUAUUGCACGCAACACCCGACUCCGAGUGCUUCAUGUUCGCCUUCGGAUAUAUUAUCGGGAUUAGAUAUAGGUGGCUCUGUCAACUCCAAACAGAGCGUACAAGGCUUGGACCACUACGUCGCGAACAGACGACCACAACUUUCACCAGAGACCAAGGGAAUCGCACGGGAAAACUGUCAGCAGAAUACCAGCACAGCUGACUCACCUUAUAAUCGUGUCCGCCAUGUCAUGGAGCAGGCCGCGGUGGUGGGCUUUAAAAGUUUAGACGAGGUCACAACUGCAUACUACACGGGGGCGUUUGAAGAUCGACCUUCACUAUGUCAUGAGCAGAGGCUGAGUCGCAACCGGCGAUUGCCUCGGCUCCUAUACAACAUUUAUGAAGCUGCAAAAGGUUGGGGCGACUGGGAGCGGAGAGGCUUCCAGGAACAGAUGAUUCUUGGUGCUGAAGAACUUCUUGUUCAAGAGCUCGACACGUUCGUCUCGCGGCAGAAACCUGGACCCAACCGAAACUCAACAUGUCAUGGCAUGGAAAAGGACCUCGUCAGAAACACUGAAGACGGUAGUACAAUGGCGAGGAGUCAAAAUGUGCAAAACGAUCUCCCUAAUCUUUGGGCUCUGAUAACUGCCCUCCUGUCAAGGGCUGGCCCGCCAAGACAGGAGAACACACCAGAAACCGUUCUAGGCAUUAUCGAAACUCUUUGUUAUGGGUCAGAGAGCCAGGCUGAACGCACGCAAUGA
This is a messenger RNA of Colletotrichum truncatum, 1239 nucleotides long. RefSeq lists its product as uncharacterized. Lineage: Eukaryota; Fungi; Ascomycota; Sordariomycetes; Glomerellales; Glomerellaceae. The record is from RefSeq and is a predicted model, not a curated record.